AAGCCCGAAUAUCACCGAGGCUUGUUUUUCUAGUACACAGCAGGCGCUCAACAGUGAUGGAUGGAUGCAUUUGGAAUUCAUAAGGAUGCAAGAAUAAAAAUGUACGACUUCAUCCAACGCUAAAGCACAAGGAACGGAAAAGAAAGGAGUGGGUGAUUAUUUCAGCAGGGCCAAAUGUCUUCCAAUAACAGCAUCAUGUCCAAGAAGAUCCGGACGGAGUACAUGAAGAAGUUCAGAGAUCCCAAGUGGCAGACGUUCUCGAAAUGUUACGAGGACUCUGUGAAAUACAGACUGACGCGGAGGCUGAUGGAGCAGACACACAGACCGUUAUUUGGGGACGGAUGGGACAGCGGGUUUGACUCGAGCGGAAGGUCCAGUCCCAAACUGCAAGACGGGAACGUUUCGAAUGCCAAACACUACACAUCCUCAUCAGAGUCCAAGAACGAGAACGCAGAGGUUCAGAGCUCCUGGAAGCCACAGGUGAAUGGAGAAGUUCACACAGAUACGAGUGCAACCGUGGAAAGCUCACUUCCCUUGGAAAAUGGUUACAAAGAUGUGACUCCUAACGGACCAUCAGAAUCGAAUCCAAAACGGCGACAGAGACAGCGGGCGCCCCGUUCAGAGCCGUGCUACCCUAAUAAAGAGCUGGAUAGUGAUGAAUCUCAGCUAUCUGUAUCAAGAAAACCAUCCAGGGCCAAGAGCCAACCACCGGGCAACACCAAGAAGCGGACGUCCAACCGUGAGAACAGACGGUCUUUUAUCCAUUAUGACUGGGCAGAAAGGCACAUUGAGACCAGGGACAGAAGGACACCAAAUAUGAGAACGUCUAUGUCCGCUGGAGAGGUGAGGCCUGAUAUUAACAGCAGCUUUCUGUAUUGAAUCUGAUAUGUGACCCUGGACCUCAAAAGCAGUCUUAAG
Sinocyclocheilus rhinocerous is the source of this 918-nucleotide messenger RNA. Its product is annotated as centriole, cilia and spindle-associated protein-like. Lineage: Eukaryota; Metazoa; Chordata; Actinopteri; Cypriniformes; Cyprinidae. The record is from RefSeq and is a predicted model, not a curated record. Gene Ontology annotation, molecular function: microtubule binding. Gene Ontology annotation, biological process: regulation of mitotic spindle assembly. The transcript is spliced from 3 exons. Gene Ontology annotation, cellular component: ciliary transition zone; centriole; spindle. Bases 175 to 879 code for a protein of 234 amino acids.